AUGGGUUCCAAUCUACCUGCCCAGCCGAACCUCAGGGUCACCAUUAUCGCGGCGGAUGGGCUAUACAAGCGCGAUGUCUUCCGAUUCCCCGAUCCGUUCGCAGUGGCCACCGUCGGUGGUGAGCAAACCCACACGACCUCGGUGAUCAAAAAGACAUUGAAUCCGUAUUGGAAUGAGAUGUUCGACUUGCGAGUCAACGAAGACAGCAUCCUCGCGAUUCAGAUCUUCGACCAGAAAAAGUUCAAGAAGAAGGAUCAGGGAUUCCUUGGCGUCAUCAACGUCCGCAUCGGCGAUGUGAUCGAUCUACAGAUGGGUGGUGAUGAAAUGCUCACCAGGGACUUGAAAAAGUCCAACGACAACCUUGUCGUACACGGGAAACUGAUCAUCAAUUUGUCUACUAACCUCAGUACCCCCAACACCAACCAAGCCAACGGAAGUAUGAACCGGUCACAUCUCCAGUCCUCAACAUCUAGCGGCCUUGUGCCCCAGGUCCCGGCAUCGACUUCGCAUCCUCCCCCGCCGCCUGUCGAUUCUCCCGCUGCCGCGUCGAACCCGUCCCUCAACCCGCAGCGCGUGCCAUCCGGAACUCGACCCUCGAGUACGGUGAUCCCUCCCAACGGAGCCCCGGCGCCCCCGAACGGUCAGCAAGGCUCUCGCACCAACCUCUCGUCCUUUGAAGACAGCCAAGGGCGCCUGCCGGCUGGCUGGGAGCGUCGGGAAGACAACCUGGGGAGAACGUAUUACGUCGAUCAUAACACGCGGACUACCACUUGGACCCGACCGUCGGCGAACUAUAACGAGCAAACGCAACGCACCCAACGCGAAGCCAACAUGCAGCUGGAACGACGAGCUCACCAGAGCCGUAUGCUGCCGGAGGACCGAACGGGCGCCAGCUCGCCGAAUUUGCAGGAGAGCCAGCAACAGCCGUCGCCGCAACAGCAAGCUGCCACCCCACCGGCCGGUGGGAGCGCCAACGCGGUGUCCAUGAUGGCCACGGGAGCAACCACUGCAGGCACUGGUGAGCUUCCUCCCGGGUGGGAGCAACGGACGACCCCGGAGGGUCGGCCGUACUUCGUCGACCACAACACCCGGACCACGACCUGGGUGGACCCCCGCCGGCAGCAGUACAUCCGUAUGUACGGUCAGAAUGCCAACGGCAACAACACCACCAUUCAGCAACAGCCCGUGUCUCAGCUGGGACCGCUGCCGAGUGGGUGGGAAAUGCGUCUGACGAAUACGGCCCGAGUCUACUUCGUCGACCACAACACCAAGACGACCACCUGGGAUGACCCUCGUCUGCCAUCGUCGCUGGACCAGGGCGUUCCACAGUACAAGCGUGACUUUAGACGCAAGUUGAUCUACUUCCGGUCGCAGCCCGCUUUGCGAAUCAUGUCCGGACAAUGCCAUGUCAAGGUGCGCCGUAACAACAUCUUUGAAGACUCGUACGCGGAAAUUAUGCGGCAGAGCGCCUCGGACUUGAAGAAGCGGUUGAUGAUCAAGUUCGACGGCGAAGACGGUCUGGACUACGGCGGUCUUUCUCGUGAAUUCUUUUUCCUUCUUUCGCACGAAAUGUUUAACCCUUUCUACUGUCUAUUCGAGUACUCCGCACACGAUAAUUAUACCCUGCAAAUUAAUCCCCAUUCGGGCGUCAACCCGGAACAUUUGAACUACUUCAAGUUCAUCGGACGUGUGGUUGGAUUGGCCAUUUUCCACCGUCGUUUCCUCGACUCUUUCUUCAUCGGAGCCUUCUACAAGAUGAUGCUCCGCAAGAAGGUCUCGUUGCAGGACAUGGAGGGUGUCGACGAAGACUUGCACCGUAAUCUGGCAUGGACCAUCGAUAAUGAUAUCGACGGGAUCCUAGAGUUGACUUUCUCGGUGGAUGACGAGAAGUUUGGCGAACGUCGCACGAUCGACUUGAAGCCGGGAGGUCGGGACAUUCCCGUGACCAACGAAAACAAGCACGAAUAUGUUGAGUUGGUGACGGAAUGGAAGAUCGUGAAGCGCGUUGAGGAGCAGUUCAAUGCCUUCAUGUCCGGCUUCAACGAGCUGAUCCCGGCGGAUCUGGUGAAUGUGUUCGACGAGCGCGAACUGGAGUUGCUGAUCGGAGGUAUUGCGGAUAUCGAUGUGGACGACUGGAAGAAGCACACCGACUACCGUGGCUACCAGGAGCAGGACGAGGUGAUCCAGAACUUCUGGAAGAUUGUCCGCUCGUGGGAUGCGGAGCAGAAGUCUCGACUGCUUCAGUUCACCACGGGUACUUCGCGUAUUCCCGUCAACGGAUUCAAGGAUCUUCAAGGAUCGGAUGGACCGCGACGAUUCACGAUUGAAAAGUCGGGCGAUCCGGCUGCACUGCCCAAGUCCCACACAUGUUUCAAUCGGUUGGAUCUUCCGCCGUAUAAAACCCACGAUGCUUUGGAGCAUAAGAUGUCCAUUGCCGUGGAGGAAACGCUCGGAUUCGGCCAGGAGUAG
Aspergillus melleus is the source of this 2469-nucleotide messenger RNA. RefSeq names its product NEDD4 family E3 ubiquitin-protein ligase. The record is from RefSeq and is a predicted model, not a curated record. NCBI's taxonomy places the organism in Eukaryota, Fungi, Ascomycota, Eurotiomycetes, Eurotiales, Aspergillaceae. The transcript is spliced from 10 exons. Gene Ontology annotation, molecular function: protein binding; ubiquitin protein ligase activity. Gene Ontology annotation, biological process: ubiquitin-dependent protein catabolic process. The coding region runs from base 1 to 2469 and encodes 822 amino acids.